ACAUCUGUCAUCCCAAUGAAACUUCAUUUUCUUGUCUUUAAAUGUAUACAUUAUAGAUUCGAUAACCAGUUGUUAAGUGUAAGAAAACAAAACUACGUAGACAUGCAAAUGGAUGAUCUUCCUGAAAUAAACUUUGAAAGUUCUUUGAGAGCUUCAUCGACAUAUACUGCUAAAAAUAAACAAUCUCAAGAAAGCAAAAUCCAGCAAAAUGAAAUACUACAAUCAAUAGACAUAGAUGAUGAAAAGCAAGACAGUGAGCUUGAGGAAGUUGGCAUUCUAGUGGAGUCAGUGGACACACUUCGAGUCACAGAAGCUGACAGUCUGCCAGUAAAAACACAAACUAAAAAGUUGCUUGAGAACUUCAUUCAAGACUUAACUGAAUAUGACACUACUUUAUUAAAACAAUAUUUAGACAUCCUUCAUAAUAACAAUCAGACAGUCAUUAAGGAUGUCAGUAAUAAUAUAGUAUCCAGCAUUGAACAAGUAUUAAGGCAGCAGUCAGUCGGUCACUAUGAAUGGCCAGAAAAUGUAUUGAUGGUGAUACUGAGCUGGCUGGUUGUCUCUAUCCUGUGUCUGGCGGACCCACAUGUCAAGCCUCCUUACAGAGUGUUUAGUGAAUUGCUAACUCAAACUACCAUGAAAGAGCGUGUGCGACUGGCGACUGCCUGCUGGCGACAUCUCAGCCCCGACCAGUUGAUAGAACUGGCGGAUGUAGCAAUCGGUCCAGGUGGCAGAAUGGACACAGAGAUCCGAGACGAGCAACACUUGGCCAUAGAUGAGGUGGAGGGACAGGACACGAGUCUCACGGACCUGCUGCUACGAGCCACGCUGGGCCGUUUACAGACGACAUCCGCGGAGCCACAGGUAGGAACAUACAUCAUAGUCAUGACAAGCUCAGUCACUCACACUGAAGGGUUUCUCGUCAUCUCGAAUCUGUGGCAGUGGUUCCUUGGGCGGCUGGAGGGUGAGGAGGUGACGGAGCUCGUAUCCGCCGCGUGGCCAACGGCAGGUGGAGGCGCGCGUUCCCUCCUUACACGUGUGGCGAUGAGAGCUCACGCCGCGGGCCGGCUGCACGCGCCACCCGCAGUCCUGAAAGCCGCCUCCAGAGCCACGAGCGCCUCGAGUCAGCCCGAAACAAUUAAGGUCCUGGUCGACGUGUCCAAGUUAGUCCUAUUGUUUAUCGGAGAUGACGAAGAGGAUAAAAUCCUCGCUGAGAAACCCAAGAAACGAGGUAGACCCAGGGCCAACAUAUCCAACUAGAGAUCGUAAUGAUCGGGGGGUACCGUAGUUAGGAGUCUCUCAAGCGGCAGUGUAAGUGCAGCGCCGCAGAGUGGCCGCUCGUACAAACCCUCGCUCCGCCACCUUUGGGACACAACAGUCGCUAUUGUAUAUGUCGCUAUUAGUCGCUAUUAUAUAUCUAGUAUACAGUAGUGGAACAUGGAACACACCCGGAUGUUAUCAAGGCUUCCCUGGCCUUGGGCUGUAACAGGGACACGACAGUCCUCAGUGACCGCCCCACUGCUGCUGGACCCUGAAGCGAUAUUCGUCGCGCUGCAGCGAGCAGGGAGCAACCCACACCACGACCACGCCAUCUAAACAGUCAAACUUGUUUGUUAAGAUUUAUUGUAAGACACCAUUUAAGACAAUACUUUAUAAAAACAUCUUUGUAUUACAUAUGUUUUAGUGCCAAUAAUCGCUUAAGAAAAAAAAACAAAUGUU
Danaus plexippus (monarch butterfly) is the source of this 1719-nucleotide messenger RNA. RefSeq lists its product as uncharacterized. The record is from RefSeq and is a predicted model, not a curated record. NCBI's taxonomy places the organism in Eukaryota, Metazoa, Arthropoda, Insecta, Lepidoptera, Nymphalidae. The coding region runs from base 16 to 1260 and encodes 414 amino acids. The transcript is spliced from 5 exons.